Messenger RNA from Saxophila tyrrhenica, 714 nucleotides. RefSeq lists its product as uncharacterized. Lineage: Eukaryota; Fungi; Ascomycota; Dothideomycetes; Mycosphaerellales; Extremaceae. The record is from RefSeq and is a predicted model, not a curated record. The coding region runs from base 1 to 714 and encodes 237 amino acids. The transcript has 4 exons.
AUGCAAGGCCACAUAUGGAAGAAGAGGGUCCUGAUCCCCUUCUGGGUCAUCCAGAUACUCAUAUGCUUGGUCUUCAUUCUUGCGGCUGCGCUAGGGCUGUAUGUGGUGGACAACGUGAACGCCGAUGCGGCUGUCGAAGCAGCGCUGAACACUGGAGCCGCAGUCGACUUGACCUUCGCAUUGCUCACAAUACUCUUUGACGUCGCCGAGAUGAUCAUGAUGUGUAUGCACAGGCUCCACCCAGUCACGUUCAUUGUGUUUCAAUGUAUUAAGUCCGCCAUUUGGACUGCAUUCUUGCUCCUGACAAUCUAUGCGGCCGCCGUCAGUUCCACAACUGGGCUGACAAUAUUCUUGGUGGUGGUGCUAUUCUUGACCUGCAUGGGCCAGCUCAUCUACGGCGCCACGAUUGUCCAUCGACACCGCAAAGGCACCCUCUACCGCGGCAACUACUCACUGGCUCAGGGAGGAGGGCAGACAGCAUACACAGGCGCCGCACCAGCACCAGCACCAUACGCACCACAGACCGGGACCUACGCAGUGCCGCAUCCCGAUCCCUUCCGGAACCCGUCUCAGACAUCUUUCGGAGGCCCAUCGCCUUACCAAUCGACAGCACAGCAACCGGGUGUUCCUCCGUUUCCGCAGGGGGAUUACUACCACCCGCAGAGCGGACAGCAGUCCUACGAGAUGCAUGGGACGAGCCAGCGGUAUCAUUGA